This is a messenger RNA of Mya arenaria, 4747 nucleotides long. RefSeq lists its product as uncharacterized. The coding region runs from base 609 to 1460 and encodes 283 amino acids. NCBI's taxonomy places the organism in Eukaryota, Metazoa, Mollusca, Bivalvia, Myida, Myidae. The record is from RefSeq and is a predicted model, not a curated record. The transcript is spliced from 4 exons.
CAGAUUAACUAUAUUGGAAACAUUCGGAUUAUACGUGAGAGGGAAUUCUCUUUUACUUCUAUGUACUUGUGUUAACAUUUUCGAACGUUUAAACAUAACAGUGGGUAUGGUGAGCUUAUUUAAGCAUGAUAAGUGAGGAUAUCUAAGUUACAUCUUAAGAACAAUGAAAAGUGAAUUACUACCGUAAAGUGUGACAUACUUGAUCCGAAGGAUAUACAUGUCAAAAUUAAAAUAUAUAUUUUUUUAAUUAUGUUAAUUUAUUGGCAAAAACAGAAGAUAUAACUGCCGAUGGCAAUUAAGAUGUUUUUAUAAGUGAAUAAUGCUUCAAUGGCUAUGAUGUAUUGUUUAACAGCGGUAUAUUGCUUCAGGCGACUUUUUACAAACGUUAUAAGUUGACACUGUGCGACAGACUGCAUUUAUACACACGUGAUGACUUGUGGUGAAAGUGUGUAUAUAUAUUUACCUUUGAGAAGUAUAUCUUACUUUUAAAGCUAAGGUUUAAUUUUGUUUGGAUAAAUAAGUGAAUCCGUUAUACAUGUAAAUUAUUAUUUCCGUGACUGGAGUUUAAACAAUUGGAGUUUGGAUUCGUGAUUGGUAUUUCUUGAGGAAUGGAGAACUUUAAACGCGCUCGCAAAAAUGUGAUUAGGGACUAUGUUGGGUUGGGGUUCAACCCAGACAAAUAUGUGUUCCAAACUUUGUUGACAUUAGCCAUGUCCUUUAUGGUAGCUUAUUCCAUAGCGACAUCGGUUCCAGCUUGGUACGUCCUCGAGGAGCAGACGACAAAUUUCAGCACGUGCGCACGAGCCGACAGUUACGUAGCCACUCACGUUCGAAAGGCAUGGAAAGGGGGAGUUACAACGGUAUACAUCAAAGCGAGUUUGUGGUACUUAAAUAUUUAUGUGGACAGUCCAGAAAAUAAUGCUCAUGUAUUCAUGCCGUUUGUGUUUGCUCACAGAGAACCCGUGCAGCAGUACAUUCAAGACGGGCUACUGGUUGAGAGCAUCCUGCCAAAGAGCCUGUCCACAGUACUGACGUUUGUCUUCCUCGUGCUCGGUAUCAUUUGCACGUGCUGCGCGUCAAGUCGUCCCUCCAGGCUCGUGUACUAUGGCCUCUCCACCAUCAUGAUUGUGGCAUCUAUAACGUGCUGGGUAACGGUAGCGGUGACGGCCAGCGAGCAAUAUCUCCUAUCCACCGCCGCCGACUUGUGUGUUCAUCGGGGCAUCGUCAAGACGUCAUUUUUGCUUCAGAUGGUUUCAGGCUCAGCUGGAAUCUUAGCGUUUGCAUUCGGCUGUGUUUUAAUCCAUGUGGCUGUGCUCAUCAGCGAAAAAGCGCGCGUCGAGAGACAAAAUGGCGAACAAGAUGGCUGCCAAACACCAAUAACAGACAAAAUUCAGUAUAUGUACGAAAUGAAGGGAUCAACGUAUGGUGCUCAAGAGAAAAACAUGCAAUUUGCGAUUUAAAAUCAGUGGACAAUGUCUCAAAAUAUCUUAUUUUUGAUAAGAGACCAUUAUUUCGAUAUUAAACCAGUCCUGAUUACAGAGUGGUAAAACGUUAAGCCAUAUACAUGCAAAUAUAAAGUACCCAAAGGUACAAAGGUACGACGUAGCUUCAUGACAUAGUCGAUUGGAACACAGAGGCAGGGUACGUUGUUUUUACACACCACGCCCCCCCCCCAAUUUUCAUUUAUAAGUACAUGUAUAAAUAGUAUGGUGUAACUGUAACUUGUGAUAAUUUACAAAAACUUCUUUAUUUUUUUUAUUGUAUUAUCUAUACAAAUAUAAUAUAAUAUAUAUUCUCGUAUAUAUAAAUUUGCAAGUUAUCACAAGUUACAGUCUCCCCAUCAUAUUAAUACUAAUAAAUGAUAAAAAGGGGGGCGUGGUGUGUCAAAACAAUGCAACCUGCCCCUGUGGAUGGGAACACAUCAUUUUGACAUUCAUCAUAUACAUGCUUACAAUCAGAGGCUUAAUAAAUAGAGCACGCCAAUUGCCGUCAGGACCGUUAUGCAGGCUUAAUUUUAUGGUCUGUAUAUGUAGCAAAUCAAUAGACAAUAAUUUUAAUAGUUGCUUUCAGCCAGUCGCUUAUUAUAGAGAGCGUCAUAGCAUGGCCACAGGGACACAUGUUGCUUCAAACUUCAUUGAAGAUGUUAAUGGUUUUCAAACAAAUAUACGUCAAAUCGAAGGAUCUCACAUUUAUGAAUCUCAGCGUAUCGCUAUUUUGUUUGAUGCGACAUAAAAAUGUUUAUCUUUAUUGUACAUCAUAUCAAUUGUUCUAGUAAACCAAAAUGGUAUUUAAUAUUCUGUAGUGAAAAGUAUAUUUAUACAUAUAAUUUAUAUAUAUUGUUUGCGGCAACCAGAUUAUACUGCUAUCUAGACUUGAAUAUAUCAAACACAAUGUAUGUUAACAGAACAUUCCUAGUUAAGUCUUUGAUAGUUAGUUGUGAUGGUUGAACAAAUUGUCCGCAUUAUUAGAGAAAUUGAUAAUUCAUGAUUUAUCUUAAAUCAUGUCUUUGUUAUUUAAAUGUGGUGGUAAUUAAAGAAGUCCAACUUCAACACAAAAAUGUGAAUGUUGAGCAGACCAUUCCAAAUUGUGUCGAUGUUGCUCAAAUAUGAAAGUUAAGCUAACCAUUCCACAUUGCGUCUUUCAUAAGUAAAUUGUUCACAAAAAAAGUUAAGCAAACCAUUCCAAAUUGUGUCUUUGAUAAGUACAUUGUUAACAUGAAAGUUGAGCAGACCAUUCCAAAUUGUGUCUUUGAUAAGUACAUUGUUGACAUGAAAGUUGAGCAGACCAUUCCAAAUUGUGUCUUUGAUAAGUACAUUGUUAACAUGAAAGUUAAGCAGAACAUACCAAAUUGUGUCUUUGUUACUUAAAUAUGAAAAUUAAGCAAACCAUUCCAAAUUGUGUCUUUCUUACUUAAAUAUGAAAAUUAAGCAAACCAUUCCAAAUUGUGUCUUUCUUACUUAAAUAUGAAAGUUAAGCAAACCAUUCCAAAUUGUGUCUUUGAUAAGUACAUUGUUAACAUGAAAGUUGAGCAAACCAAUCCAAAAUGUGUCUUUGAUAAGUACAUUGUUAACAUGAAAGUUGAGCAGAUCACUCCAAAUUGUGUCUUUGAUAAGUUCAUUGUUAACAUAAAACUUAAGCAGACCAUUCCAUAUUGUGUCUUUGAUUAGUUCAUUGUUAACAUGAAAGUUGAGCAGAUCACCCCAAAUUGUGUCUUUGAAAAGUCCAUUGUUAACAUGAAAGUUGAGCAGACCACUCCAAAUUGUGUCUUUGAUAAGUCCAUUGUUAACAUGAAAGUUGAGCAGAUCACUCCAAAUUGUGUCUUUGAAAAGUCCAUUGUUAACAUGAAAGUUGAGCAGACCACGCCAAAUUGUGUCUUUGAUAAGUCCAUUGUUAACAUGGAAGUUGAGCAGACCACUCCAAAUUGUGUCUUUCAUAAGUAAAUUGUUAACAUGAAAAUUGAGUAGUACAUUCCAAAUUGUGUCUUUGUUACUGAAAUAUGAAAGUUAAGCAAACCAUUCCAAAUUGUGAUAAGUAAACCUGAAAGUUGAGUAUAGAAUUGCUUAAUAUGAUGUCUUUGAGUUAGUGAGAAGGUUGACAAUGAAGAAUAUGAUCAGUAUCUUUGUCAAAGAUUGUGUGGAAUGAUCUAAAAAAGCAUUGAAAACUGUAUGAAAACCAUUAUUUUUAUUUAAAUGGUCAAGUCUCAUAAUCCAUUCAAGACUGACCUUUUGUGUUUGAACCAGGGAUGUUUGCUGGCCCAAGCAUGCUGUCCCACCACGCCAGCAGGGUCUAUGAUGUUUUCCCGUGUUUGUUUUUGUUAAUUUGAACUCUUAAGUGCUUAAGGAUUAUCCCCACAUAUCUUAUACUAAAGAAAGCACGUUUCCUGAAUAUGAUGUCCAGGGCCUGGGCCACAGGGGCAGGAUGCAUGGCUUUGCCACACCCAUAUGAUCCCCCGCUAAGAUAAACUAAAAAGGCAAAAAUGUUCCAAGGUUUAUAACUGAUAAAUGGGCAACUCUAACUAGUACUGAACUACAAGCAAAAAAAAACUUUUAAGACGUCGGGUUUGGGGUAUGUGGCUAUAUAGAGGUUUGGCAUAACUAACCAACCUGUUGUUUGGGGCCUAAAGUACUAUGCCUUCAUAACGUAUGUGGAGUUACGGCAUCCAUUAUUGCCUUAAGUGCCUUUAAAAAAGGUGAUAAUCAUAUAAAAUCGUAUUGUUUGUAUACUUGUGCUUCAUUUCUCCCUCUGGUUGCAGAAUCUCUUUCUUUUAUCAGUAUCGAUAUUGUUGCGAUUUGAUCAUUAUUUGCAACAGUUCGAACUAUCAAGGAGGAUUUAUUGGAAUGGCAUUACUAUCAUUAUACCAGUAUUUACUUUUAAUUUUAUUGACUAUAGUUUUGUUUCCAUUAUGGUGUUUGUUUUAAAAAUGAUUAAAUAACCCCAAACAUUAUACUUUGGGUAAGUUCAUGCUUGACUACGCAAAAUACACAGAUAUGAUAAAUGACAUGUAUGCUGUGUUGUCUGCAACAUUACAGUAACGACUUAAAGUCGUAAAGACCGCAAUCCCGCAGUCCUGCCUUUAAUGAUCUAUCAUUAGCUUAGCUACCGCUCCAACAGUUCAUAUACGCCUGUGACAGUCAUACUUAGAAUCUAGUCACUUACAACCAUAUAAUAUUAUAUGCAUUUUUGGUGAAGAGAUUUUUGUAACUUAUUAAGAGUAUCUUGUUUAUGCUAAUAAAAAUGUAUAACAUUA